AUCAUCCUCCUCAUUUCUGACGUAUCCUCCCACCCACCAUUCUAUUUUAUCUUUCCAGCUCUUCUUCGUCUUCUUCUUCCAGAAAAUUCAACGAUUAAUUCUUCUUCUUCUUUGAUUUCUCUUCUUCAAAAUCCCUAAAAUUUGUUGAAUUUUCGUUCGAUUUUUCUUGUUUUGAAUCUACGAUUUUCCGAUCUAGGGUUUCGGAAAAAGAAAAUAACCCUAAUUUGUUGCGAUUUCGGUUGAAUCGAUGCUGAUACUUUGAUUCGUGAGGGUAUCGUAUCUGUAAGUGAAAUUUAUCCGUUUUUUAACGGAUUUUGAUGUUGUUGUUUAUCUGUUUGUAUUCUUGUGUAUAUCGAAUGUUGUAACGAUUUGGGUUGUGUAGUUUUAUUUUUUUAAUUUAGGUUAUUGUAGUUUAGAUUCUUGAAAUUCGAUUGAAUUUCAUCACUAGGAAGAACAAUGUCGUCGGCUGGGCUUGCUGUGAGUAGAAUUAGGGCUGAGGAGCCUUUAAUUUCGCCGAGAUUUUUCCAUAAUGCUCUUGAUUUGAACUCUGCUGAAUCUAUUAUGGUUUUCUUGAGUGUUUCCGGGAAUGUGAUACCGUUGCGUGUCUGUGAAUCGGAUUCAAUUGAGUGUGUGAAAUUAAAGAUUCAGAGAUUUAAAGGAUAUUAUGUGAAAAGUCAGAAAUUGGUUUGUGGAGGGAGGGAAUUGUCUCGGAGUAAUUCGUUAGUACGCGAUUAUGGAGUUGCUAAUGGCAAUGUUCUUCACCUAGUGCUUAAGCUUUCUGACCUUCAGACGAUUAAGGUUAAGACAACUUGUGGGAAGGAAUUGACUUUCGAUGUUGGGCGAUACCAGGAUGUUAGGUAUAUUAAGAAACAGAUAGCUAAGAGGGCGAAAGUGUUAGUUGAUCAGGAGGAUCAGGAGCUUGUUUAUGAAGGCGAGCUUCUCAAGGAUCAGCAGUUAGUUGAUGACAUCUGCAGCAAGCAAAAUGAUGCUGUGAUUCAUUUGCUUGUAAGGAAGACUGCUAAGUUUAGUUCUAAGCAUGUUGAAAAGAAUUGCGAAGAGUUGUCUGUUGAAGUAUCGGAACUGGAAAAAAUUGAAAAACCGGUGCCGAUAUUAGCUAAGGUUUGUGAUAAAGACUUUGUCUUGGAGCCAGUGGUUGUCAAUCCAAAGGCUGAGAUACCAUCAGCAAUAUUGGAAGUGAUGGAGAUGACUUAUGCGGGAUUAGAGAAUGGGAAUCCUCCUAUUAGGUCGGCAGAUGGUUCAGGAGGGGUGUACCUUAUUCAGGAUUCAGCUGGGUUAGAGUAUGUAUCUGUGUUUAAGCCCAUCGAUGAGGAGCCAAAGGCAAUAAACAACCCCCAUGGGAUACCCUUGACUUCUGAUGGUGAAGGGUUGAAACGGGGUACUAUAGUUGGGCAAGGGGCGUAUAGGGAAGUAGCAGCUUACCUCUUGGAUCACCCGUUGAGUGGGAGACGUGGAAUCACAGGAGAGGAAAUGGGGUUUGCUGGGGUGCCUCCUACGGGUUUGGUGUCGUGCUUGAAUAAGGGAUUUAAUCAUCCCAAUGGCAUAACUCCCAAGAUAGGAUCCUUGCAAAAGUUUGUGAAGAACAAUGGUAGCUGUGAGGAUAUUGGUCCCGGUUCAUUCCCUACGGAAGAGGUGCACAAAAUUUCUGUGCUUGACAUAAGGCUGGCGAAUGCAGACAGACAUGCUGGGAAUAUACUGUUUAGCAAGGACAAAGAAACUGGUCAAACAGUCCUGAUCCCUAUUGAUCAUGGAUACUGCUUGCCUGAAUGUUUCGAAGACUGCACUUUUGAAUGGCUCUACUGGCCACAAGCUCGGCAACCAUACUCUGCUGAAACAGUUGAGUACAUAAGGUCCUUGGAUGCUGAGGAGGACAUUGCUAUCCUGAAGUAUUAUGGAUGGGACCUCCCCAUUGAAAGUGCACGCACUCUUCGCAUUUCUACCAUGCUGUUGAAAAAAGGGGUGGAGCUUGGGUUGACUCCAUACGAAAUUGGAACCAUCAUGUGCCGGGUGAACAUUAACAACGAGUCUAUGAUUGAGGAAAUUGUCCAAGAAGCUCUGGACUCUGUGCUCCCGGCCACAAGUGAAGCAGCUUUUCUAGAAACUGUUUCUGACAUCAUGGAUCGUCGCCUUGACGAGAUAUCGACCAGGCAGUAGUGAAGGCUGGUCAGUAAUGGUACAUAUAUGUGCAUAUGUUCGGUACAUAAAAGUAUGCACAGAUGAAAGGUUAAUAAUAGGGGUUGAUAGAUGUUAGUUUUCUUUUCUAGGUUUCCCUCAGUUGAAGUACAUUCUUUAAUUCUCGUUGAGUCGGUUCUAAAUUUAGCUUAAGUUUGGAAACCUAUCAUGAGGUUCAAGUAAGGUUUUCAAGCUAGGGUAAUCUCAGUCCUGGUCCUGUUAUCCUAUGUUUCUCAUACCAUUUCCCAGAUUGUAUUUCAUCUCACACUUAGUUGUAUUUAGAUGAAUCUAGCAAGAUUUGCACCCUGA
Messenger RNA from Beta vulgaris subsp. vulgaris (sugar beet), 2499 nucleotides. Its product is annotated as phosphatidylinositol 4-kinase gamma 4. Bases 457 to 2172 code for a protein of 571 amino acids. The record is from RefSeq and is a predicted model, not a curated record. The transcript is spliced from 2 exons. Gene Ontology annotation, molecular function: protein binding. NCBI's taxonomy places the organism in Eukaryota, Viridiplantae, Streptophyta, Magnoliopsida, Caryophyllales, Amaranthaceae.